This is a messenger RNA of Neoarthrinium moseri, 2202 nucleotides long. RefSeq lists its product as uncharacterized. The coding region runs from base 1 to 2202 and encodes 733 amino acids. NCBI's taxonomy places the organism in Eukaryota, Fungi, Ascomycota, Sordariomycetes, Amphisphaeriales, Apiosporaceae. Gene Ontology annotation, molecular function: zinc ion binding; DNA binding. The transcript has a single exon. Gene Ontology annotation, biological process: DNA-templated transcription. The record is from RefSeq and is a predicted model, not a curated record.
AUGCGUAUACACCAGGACCAUAGCUCAUCGGGGAGCCGUGCACACCGAGUCUACAAGUCACACUGGCUGAUACUGUUUUGCCAGAACCGCCAAACUCCAAAUCGACACAAUCCGAAGAGAUCUCUACCCACCCCUUCAAGGUCCUCCUCAAGUCAUGAAACGCCUACCAGUACGUACUCGUCUAUCGAGAUCAAAAGGGCUGGCUUUAGCGACGCCCCUCAGCCACAAGCCGCGGUCCAGCAGUCCCAUGACACGCAAAGCAAUCGUGCUGCCUCAGCCCCUCCCCUUCGACCUGAACUUGAAUCUCCCAGCAAUGAAAGGGGUGCCGAGUUCCACGGAGAAAACUCUUUUAAAUCCAUCCUCAAGGAGCAUUUAGGCAGCAUGGGUGUCGUUUCUACCGAGUUGGACUCAUCACAGACCAAGGAGACCUCGAUCGACAAAGAUCGAGUGGCCCAAGGGGCUCAAAUAUUAACCUUCAUGAGCAACCGGCGAAUGAUCAAUGCCUUCGUGUCGCUAUGGUUUGAAAUUACCGACGGGUCUGGCCUCGUCAGCGCUGAACCCGUCGUCAAGGCCUGGAUGCGGAAGCUAUGGCUUUGCCACGGGGAUGUGCUGGAGAAACAAGACCCGGAAGAGCUAUUGCAACUAUCCGGGCUACUAUGGCGUAACACACAAACCACCAUCUCCAUCAGUGGAUCCACUACAGCUACCGAAUGGACAGACUUAGCAGCUGGUCAAAACAUCCGGUGGGAAGUGAUUGGCAUCAUUGCUGCCAUUGUGGGAAUGUGUGGAGCCUAUGGCGAGACGAAUCACCCUCUAUUUAAGGAACAUGGCGUUACCCGACUAACCCUCCCCAAGCAGGCCCAUCGCGUUGCCGAAACCUGCUUGGACUUUUGUCGGGAAUGUGAUGUCAUCGAUGAUUUAUUUCUGUUUCUCAUAGUCGAGACAAUGGGCCUCACUAGUGACAUCCGGGGUGAUAACAGUUAUAGCACAUACUGCCUUGUCGGCGAGGUUGUGUCUGCUGUUGUGUCUUUGGGUUAUCACCAGAAGAUCGAGGCCAAUGAGCGUGUUCCCUUUUUCCUAUCGGAACUACGGAAACGUGCUCGAAGUUGUGCAUACUUUAGUGAGACCUCAGUGUCUUCAUUCCUAGGCCGACCGCCGCGGGCUUCGAAUCGGUAUUGGCACCUAGAUCCGCCGCUCGAUCUUACAGAUAACCAGCUGGUUCUUGAUAAAACGGAAAUGGAAUCCGCAAUUGCGGCAUUAGACAAAGACGGAUUCAACAAGGUAGGGAACGUCACGCGCUCGACCUUUACGAGAACGUGGUCUGGGUUUGCACAAAGGAGGGAAGACAUUCUCGACCUGGCUCUCGGUAGCUAUUCCCGCGGAGAAAUUAUUGAUCGGGCCGAGGUCAUACAGCAAAAGACCGAGGAGCACUGGAAGCGAUUACCCGAAUUCCUCCAAAAGAUCAGAUACGACAGGCUUGAUAGUACGCUGAAGCAUAUGAAACUGCUGUACAUGACCAUUCUGUGUCAAGCAAGUCGAGCGAAUGAGCUCCUGCUCCAACGCGUGCUCAUCCGCAAAACUGGCUCCAGCAACGAGAAACUUGUCCGAAUUGCUCAAACGAUCUUUGCAGAUGUGUUGGAACUUGGCUCACGUCACGACAUGUUCCCAACUUUCCACGUCGAUAUCACUGCUAUUCUGGUUCUUCAUGGGCUGCGUGCCUCAGCCAUUAUCGCCGUUGAGCUACUCAAACAGGAACAACACCCAGUAUAUCCGAAGGAGCCGCUCCUCCCGAGAAGCCAAACUAUCCAGGACUUGUCAGUAUUUGCAGCAAGACUAGGUAUCGUGGACAAGGCAGAAGGCAUGUAUCAUUUGUGCCAACAAGGACAGAAGAUCAUCACCCGUAUCCUCGACAAGAUCCUCUCUCCUCCGAAGCCGGUUGACCAGCAUGUACAAGCACAGACUCCCGACUUGACAGAAUUCCAAAAUCAGCAGCAGCUACCAUAUGGACAGAUGGAGUUAGACAUGGUUGGUAACUGUAUGUUCCAAGGAGGCACAUCUUAUGUCCCAUACAUGGGACCAGCCGCUCCCAUGGACUUCAAUUUCGGGCAGCCAUAUCCCACGGCUCAAGAGAACGAAUCCAUGUUCAUGUCUUGGCUAGACAGUGUUGACUGGGAACGGCAAGGUCCCUUGGUAGGAAUGUGA